AUGGGCAAGGCAGCCAAGUCCGGGAAGCGCAAUGGCGCGUCCGCCAGCCCCUACGAGCGGCCGUCCAAGCCGCAGGCCAAGGCCGCCAAUAACAUCUUCAAGUUCAACACCUCGAGCUACGGCCAGCACAUCCUCAAGAACCCCGGUGUCGCCGACGCCAUCGUCGCCAAGGCCAACCUGAAGCCCACCGACACGGUGCUCGAGAUCGGCCCCGGAACCGGCAACCUGACGGUGCGCAUCCUCGAGAAGGCCAAGAAGGUCAUCGCCGUCGAGGUCGACCCGCGCAUGGCCGCCGAGGUCACCAAGCGCGUCCAGGGCACCCCCGAGCAGCGCAAGCUCGAGGUGCUCAUGGGUGACGUCAUCAAGCUGCCCAGCGACCAGCUGCCGCAGUUCGACGUCUGCAUCUCCAACACGCCCUACCAGAUCAGCUCGCCGCUCGUCUUCAAGCUGCUGGCCAUGCCCAACCCGCCCCGCACCAGCGUGCUCAUGUUCCAGCGCGAGUUCGCCCUGCGCCUGACCGCCCGCCCCGGCGACGCCCUCUACUGCCGCCUCAGCGUCAACGCCCAGUUCUGGGCCCGCAUCACCCACCUGCUCAAGGUCGGCAAGAAGAACUUCAACCCCCCGCCCCAGGUCGAGUCCAGCGUCGUCCGCAUCGAGCCCAAGAUCGGCGCCGACCGCCCCAACGUCGCCUGGGACGAGUGGGACGGCAUGCUGCGCGUCUGCUUCAACCGCCGCAACAAGACCCUGCGCGCCAGCUGGCUCGGCACCAAGGAGGUCCUGAACAUGGUCGAGAGGAACUACCGCGUCUGGUGCAGCAUGAACGACAUCCCGCUCGACGACGGCGUCGUGGAAGGGGACGGGGCUGACGACGACGACGACGAGGACAUGGAGCUGGACGAGAACGUCGACCCGAGCGCCGGCGACGAGGACGCCGAGUGGGGCGGCAUGGACGUAGACGGCACGGCGGACGCGAGCGGCGGCGGCGUUGGCGGCGGCGACACGCUGUCCUUCUUCGACGGGCUCAAGGCGGCGUCGAGCGAGAUGCCCAAGACCAAGUCCAAGAAGAAGAAGACCAAGGUCGCCGCCCUCGUCCGGGAGAAGAUCCGAAAGGUGCUCGAGGACGACACGAAGCUGGCCGACCAGCGCAGCGGCAAGCUCUCCGAGAACGACUUCCUCACCCUCCUGCACGCCUUCAACUCGGAAGGCCUCCACUUCUCGUAA
Molecule: messenger RNA, 1221 nt
Organism: Neoarthrinium moseri
Lineage: Eukaryota; Fungi; Ascomycota; Sordariomycetes; Amphisphaeriales; Apiosporaceae
Exons: 1
Coding region: 1-1221 (406 amino acids)
Biological process (GO): rRNA methylation
Cellular component (GO): mitochondrial matrix
Molecular function (GO): rRNA (adenine-N6,N6-)-dimethyltransferase activity
Source: RefSeq, a predicted model, not a curated record